Molecule: messenger RNA, 620 nt
Organism: Arabidopsis thaliana (thale cress)
Lineage: Eukaryota; Viridiplantae; Streptophyta; Magnoliopsida; Brassicales; Brassicaceae
Exons: 1
Coding region: 178-420 (80 amino acids)
Source: RefSeq, marked reviewed
CCUGUCAUCAGAAACAGUGACUCACAUCAUUAUUUGUAAUAAACAAACUUUCAUCUUUUGUUUUUAUUUUUCUUGCAAAACAAAACAAAGAUUCUCCUAAUAAUUUCGGAACCAAAAGAACCCAAAACUAGAAAACAGAGAAGAAGAAGAAGAAGAAGAAGAGAGCAAAAAUUGGUGAUGUCAGCUUCCCGAUGGACGUUGAUGGAUCUACCAUCGUACCUGUCGUCAUCGUGGGCAUUCCGGUGGCCGGAGGUGAAUCUUUCAUCCCUGAGCUCUGGUUGGAACAUGAGAUUGUUGUCCUUGUCGGGUGAUCUCUCCAUAGUUGAUGAUCUUUUGUGGAGUUUUGUCUCAAUCAUUGAAUCUUUAGCUAUCACUGCUACGGUCUGUUGCUUCUUCUUGUUUUGUGGUUGUACCCUCUAAUUCCCUUUUUUCAUUAUUUAAUUUUCCGAAUUUUAUUGCCAACUGAAAUGUGUGUAAAGAAAAUAAUCAAUUAAAUUCGAGACUUUUUUAGCAUCCUCACUGAGUUCUUGGGUCUUCAAAUAUGAAGAAACUAAAGAAAAUGAAUGACAUUUCCUUAUAGAUCAAAGUGAUAUAUAACUUAAGAUUAAUUUGCUUUUCUU